This is a messenger RNA of Rhizoctonia solani, 693 nucleotides long. Its product is annotated as ribonuclease. The record is from RefSeq and is a predicted model, not a curated record. Bases 1 to 693 code for a protein of 230 amino acids. Lineage: Eukaryota; Fungi; Basidiomycota; Agaricomycetes; Cantharellales; Ceratobasidiaceae. The transcript is spliced from 5 exons.
AUGUCUUUCCUCGGAUAUUAUACUGAAAAGCCAAAGGUUACAAGAUUUCCAACCUUCCAGAGUCAAUCAACUGGUCCUCAAAGCCCAAGAACUCCACCUGCAAAUGUCAGAUGGUCGAGUACAUCUAACAAAAGAGCCGCACCCAGCAAGAGUGAAUUCCAUGAGGAUGUUCCCAACUAUCAUGAACGUCCUUGCUUAGCCCCCAGUAAUGAUCCUUUUGUCACCCCCCAAAACUUUGAUGAAUAUGGAGCAGAACUUGACGCCAACGCAAGGGUCUGGAAAACCUAUGUAAAAGAAUCAGAUGAGUUUGACAUGGAUUUAGUGGAUGGCUGGAAUAGAUUUGUGCUUGAGAGCUCAAAGCUACUGCAAGAAGAUCCGGCUGAUGCAACAGCCCAAACCUUGGAAACAAUAUCCCAGACUCUACUUUUCAUAGCUCAUGGAAAUGAGUCUAUAGCUGCGCAAUCAACUGGCUUGGAGGCUUUGGAUAUAGAUAACAAAGAAUUUGUUCCUGAUCCUGUGGCUGUAUGCAUCAAUGUGCUCUGGUUUCUCUCACUUGCACUCAGUGUGGCCGCAUCCUUGACAACUGUGCCUACAGGCAAGAAGGCGGCAACAGCGCUGGGACGCAAUGGUGAAGUGGAAGAUGCCAGAGUUGUUAAUGUUUCUUCUGUCAUUAAUGCAUAUGUCUCUUUGUAA